AUGGAAUCCUGUAGUUUUGGUAUGGUCUUUAUAAUUUAAACAAUAAUUUAAAGUAAGUUUGCUGAAGAAAGCUGUGUUGGAAAACAAAUAAAGACGUCUUAUCUGCAUCUAUUUUGCCUACGGACUCUAACUUUUACGCGAACAAAACUUGCUCACUCUACCAGCGAUAGCCGCAAAUGGAAAGCCACUACAUAAUGCUUUAUUAUAUUACUUAUUUAAAAGUAUAUUGUUUCAAGUAUCUUCAUGCCAUUGACAAUAGUGUACUAUAGAAAUAAAUAUAUCAACAGUAUUGCCUAAUGCCAGAAUAUCCUGUUUAAUGCCCUUAUUCUUUUACAGGUUAUCAUAAAAUCAUCACUCUACAGUACAUUCCAUUGGUUUCUUCCUUGUGAAUAUGGAUGUUUCCAAGCCUAAAUCGACCAGCAAAGGUGCCACACGUGCCACAGGACCCGGUAGUCCCCACAAGGGCCCGCCUAAGUUCAAACAGAGGUCAACACGCCAGUUUAAGAGCAAACCACCCAAAAAGGGUGUCAUUGGAUUUGGUGAAGAGAUUCCCGGAAUGGAGGGAUUGGGAACAGACUUUAAUGUAAUCUGUCCAUGGGAGGCGUACAGUCACCUGGAGUUGCAUGAGCUGGCCCAGUACGGCAUUAUAUGAUGUCACUUCCUGUUAUCCUUGAUCCACCAGCAACAUCCUGCACCUUAAUAUCUUAUUUACACAUUCACAUUUAGCAAUAUCUUCAGCAAAUGUUUGGUUAGUCAUAGAUGGACAGCGUUUGUAAGUAACUAACUCGAAUUAGUUAAUCUACCUCUUCAAACUGAAGUUUCAUGUAGUACUAGGUUUCACUCUUUCGCCAAUGAUAAUCUCAGAUAACUUUUCUUAUUCCUUGUUUUUUACUUCAUCAUCUUUCCUAAUCAUAGAAUUGUUUUAUUAUUGUGGUAUGGGCAUUAUAGCUGCAACAUCUGGCUUUAGUUUUCAUAAAAAUGUAUGGGAUGUAGCACCAUGCAGCUGGAUCUUUUUAAUGAUGGAUGUUUUUAUUUUCAUUUUGUUAAGCUGGAAGAGUGGUGUCAUGUACAGAAUCAGUGUGUGUAUGUGUGCGCGCUGUGGGUCUCAGCGUCUGCCGCGCAGUACUGGGAGCAGCUCUCUAUGAGAAACCGGCCCAGUUUAUUGGCCUUAUAAUGCUGGAGAACCAUACUAGAAUGAGCCCAACUCAUUCCCGGCAGCACAGAAGUGGUUUGGACGUCAAUUAAAGCUUGAUUAUUUUCAUACUU
Messenger RNA from Danio aesculapii, 1266 nucleotides. RefSeq names its product phosphodiesterase 6G, cGMP-specific, rod, gamma, paralog a (gene pde6ga). NCBI's taxonomy places the organism in Eukaryota, Metazoa, Chordata, Actinopteri, Cypriniformes, Danionidae. Gene Ontology annotation, biological process: visual perception; positive regulation of G protein-coupled receptor signaling pathway; positive regulation of epidermal growth factor receptor signaling pathway. The record is from RefSeq and is a predicted model, not a curated record. The coding region runs from base 392 to 652 and encodes 86 amino acids. The transcript has 3 exons. Gene Ontology annotation, molecular function: 3',5'-cyclic-nucleotide phosphodiesterase activity; cGMP binding. Gene Ontology annotation, cellular component: photoreceptor outer segment membrane.